Messenger RNA from Labrus mixtus (cuckoo wrasse), 1074 nucleotides. RefSeq lists its product as uncharacterized. The record is from RefSeq and is a predicted model, not a curated record. NCBI's taxonomy places the organism in Eukaryota, Metazoa, Chordata, Actinopteri, Labriformes, Labridae. Bases 162 to 1001 code for a protein of 279 amino acids. The transcript is spliced from 2 exons.
GUCUGGCUCUCCUCCAGAUGAGACAUUAUGACAUCUGAAGCACCCAGCAUUGAUAAAGACAAGGGUAGAAGGGACUUCUGACACACUCUCUCUUUCAGCCUCUUAGAGAAGAGAGCUGGCAUGGGAGACACUUUUAACUGCCCACAUCCAGGUGAGACAGGAUGAUGACUUCCAAUCUUAACUUCAUGCCCAUACAGAGAUUAAAACAAGUUUUUCACACUGUUUGGAGGAUAAGUUCCUGCUGCUGGCCUGGUUCGGUCACAGAAGGAGGAUUGUCGGCCUCUAAAGAAUGGUUGCGGCGGUUCAUACUUUUGAAGCUGGUGACUGUGCUGCUGUUUCCUGGUGCUCAGGGUGCACAGCUCUCCCUGCUGGUGGGCUGUGUUUUCAGCCUGCAGGCCCUGUUGCUGCUCCACUCCCCUCACAUCUCCACAAAGCCCUCCACCGUGCUUCUGGGUCAACUGGCUCUUGCAGACGGUCUCGUGCUGCUGAACUGGAUGCUUCAUCUGGGAGCGACACUGGCCUGGUGGAUUGAGGAGGCGGGCUCUGAGGUGGAGAUGGGCUUCAUGAAAACGGGGGGAUCGGCCCUGUGGAGGGAGGUUGUGAGCGUGCUCUGUCAGCAGCUGCUUGAUGCUCACCACCUGGCCUCUCUGCUCCUGCUGGGGCUGCUGGGAUUGGAGGCCACACUGGUGUCACGCUGGCCUCAGCAGACUCGGAGAUUCAGGACUUCUCACUGUGCUCAGCUCAGCUGCAGCCUGGUCUGGGUUCUUGUACUCUUAGAACUGCUGUUAUUGCUUCGCUCAAAGGUUUUGCAGGACUCCAGAACUCAGACGGACCUCUCACCACUAGAAAACUCUCAGACUUUCUCUCUUGGCAGCUGGCCUUUCAUAUCCCUCCCACCUUUCUCAUCCUGCCUGCGGAGGACAUUAUGGCUGCUGAAUUUAUGGCUGCAUUAUGUUUUCCUUUGCGGGAAACAACAGAAGAGAAGGAGCUCCUUUCAUUAAAACCUAAUGUAUUCUCUAGCCCUUCAAAUGUAUAAUUUAUUUUAUUUAUGUAAUAAAUCUACCUAUGACUUGU